CUUUGACAAUAAUUUCCAUACAGUCAUGGAUAACAAUGAGAGAACAAAAGAUAAUGAGAAGGCGAAAAUGGACUUGAAAGAAUAUUGUCGUCGAAGUGAUUUACACUUGCAACAGAAUGCUGAUGGGAGAUGGAUUAAACCAAAAGCAAAGUUUACCUUAAAUGACGACCAAAAGAAAGAUGUAUGCGAGUGGGUUCAUGAGCUAAAAAUGCCUGAUGGAUAUGCUUCUAAUUUUGGUAAAUGUGUUGAUAAGAAACAUUUAAAGUUAUUUGGAAUGAAAAGUCACGACUGCCACAUUUUUAUGCAAUGUCUUAUUCCAGUAGCUUUUAGUGCACUUCCAAAACCAAUUUGGAAGCCACUAACCGAACUCAGUCUAUUCUUUAAAGACUUGUGCUCAAUAGUAUUGAAGGAGGAUCAUUUAAGGCAAAUGGAAAAAAACAUUCCAUUAAUCUUGUGUAAAUUGCAACGUAUAUUUCCACCCGGUCUUUUUGAUUCAAUGGAGCACUUAAUGAUUCAUUUGCCUUAUGAAACAAGGGUUUGUGGUCCUAUUCAAUACCGAUGGAUGUAUCCAUUUGAAAGGUUCCUAAACAAAAUAAAGAAGACUAUCAAAAACAAAUCUAGAGUUGAAGGAUCUAUUUGCCAAGCGUAUUUGGCUCAAGAAAUCUCAUACUUUGCUUUCCAUGAUUUUGAAUCGCAUGUCCUAUCUAGCAAUAAUAGAGUUGAUCGCAAUGAUGAUUUAAUCAAAAAAAAUGCUACUCAACCAACUCUAUCAGUAUUUAAUCUUUCUGGACGAAGUUAUGGCAAGAAAAAAGGCAAUAUUCGGUGGCUAGAUGAUAAAGAAGUUGUUGCAGCACAGUUGCAUGUUCUUAUUAAUUGCGAUGAGGUUAAGCCUUUUCUCAAUUUGUAUGAAAAAGCCUGGAGAGAUACUUACAAUGAUCUUACUUAUGAUAUCAUUGAUAAACAAAUUGAAGCUGACUUUCCACGAUGGUUCAAGGAAUAUGUGAAUAGUAAUCCACAAGAGAUCUCACAAGAUUCUUAUUUGCAAAUUUUAGUAAUGGGACCAUUAAGACAGGCACGGUCUUGGUCUGUUUAUUUCGCGAAUGGAUACAAAUUUCACACUGCUUCUUGCGGUGAAGGAAAAAGUACAUAUAACAGUGGGGUGUGUGUCAGUGGUACUGGACAAGAUGGUACCAUAAGUGAAUUCUAUGGUGUUCUUAAGGAAAUUAUCUAA
Solanum stenotomum is the source of this 1231-nucleotide messenger RNA. RefSeq lists its product as uncharacterized. The record is from RefSeq and is a predicted model, not a curated record. The transcript is spliced from 4 exons. The coding region runs from base 26 to 1231 and encodes 401 amino acids. Lineage: Eukaryota; Viridiplantae; Streptophyta; Magnoliopsida; Solanales; Solanaceae.